AUGGGAAAUAGUGUAAGUUUGCCUGUUUUUGGACCUAAGCAAAAUGUCGACAUAAAAGAACCAUCAACUAUCAACGCAUUAAAUAGAACAUCAUCUGCAAGACAGAAACUUAAGCACUGUAUAUUUCGUAAUUCUACUGGAAGCAAAGAUAAUCCUAAUGAAGAAAUCGACAGACUUCAUUCACAACAUUAUCUUUAUCGGUAUGCUUGGGAGCAAAUUUCCAAAUUUAAGAGUAAUUUUUCUGCGCCGGUACGCGAAAGAUUAAUAGAUGGCAUAUCUGUGCUUGAUGUUGGGUGUGGGCCUGGAACUUGGCUGCUAGAUAUGGCUAGUACUUACCCUCAAUCCAACUUUAUGGGCAUCGAUCUGUUUCCACAAUUUCCUUCAGAAAUUAAGCCAAAUAACUGUGAUUUUCUAACAAUUGACUUCUUGGAAGGCCUACCUUUCGAUGAUGGAAAAUUCGACUUUGUACAUAUGCGAUUUAUAAAUCACGUGUUUACCCAAAAAGAAUGGAACGAACGAGUAAUCAAAGAGUUAAUAAGGUUAACGAAGCCUGGAGGAUUUCUUGAAUUAAUGGAUGUUCAUGUACCUCAUAAAGAUCUUCCUCCUAAAGCGAACCUAUUGUCUAACAUACUGAUAGCCGAAAUGGAUCGUACAAACAUUUGGUGGGAUGUCACUUCACAUUUCGAGUCUCUUCUUUCCGCUCAGCAAGGUUUAGAAGGUGUUACAUCCCAGAAAAAAGAGCACACAUUAGGAGUCAAGGGUGCUCAAGAUGGUAUCUUAUUUUUGGAGUUUUAUACGCAAUUUAUGAAAAUAGUUUAUCCACAAAUAUCGAAGAGAACAAAUAUUGAACCGGAGGAAUUCUAUAAUGAAUUUAUGCCUAAAGCUAUUGAAGAAUUCAAUGCUAAAGAGUAUAGUCCUCGUAUUGUAUCGGAAAGAGUCUUCGCACAAAAAACUGCUUAA
Ambispora gerdemannii is the source of this 960-nucleotide messenger RNA. The record is from the annotation of a GenBank genome assembly. NCBI's taxonomy places the organism in Eukaryota, Fungi, Glomeromycota, Glomeromycetes, Archaeosporales, Ambisporaceae.